This is a messenger RNA of Meloidogyne enterolobii, 444 nucleotides long. The record is from the annotation of a GenBank genome assembly. NCBI's taxonomy places the organism in Eukaryota, Metazoa, Nematoda, Chromadorea, Rhabditida, Meloidogynidae.
CAAAAAAUGGCUGGGUUUUUGAUGAAACAGAUGGUUGGGAAUAAACUUGAUGAAGUUACAGGCGGUUUGAAUCGGUUAGGUGGUGAUGAUGAGAACAAAACUUUGGAAGGAGAUGAUCCAGAAGUAAUCGCAGCCAGACAAGAGAUGGAAGAACGCCGCAAAGAGAAACACCGUAAAAUGGAAUUGGAACGAGAAAAAAUGCGUGACCAAAUACGAAACAAGUACAGUCUCCACAAAAAGGACGACGCUUUUGGCGGAGGUUCUUCGCUUGGAAUUGAUGGUCGAGUUGGACCAGCACACAAAACACCUGACCAAUUAGCGGCGGAAAUGGCGGCAGAAGAGGAUUCAAUAAUAGGACAACUUGGAUUGACUGAACAUGUUGAGAAGGCAAAAACAGCAGUAAACACUGCAUUCGACACCUUCAAAGGAUUUUUCGGGAAGUAA